UGGGCGUGUGACGUCACAAACGCGCUUCUGGAAGAAUGCUCAUCAAUUCCCAUAAACCUCGCGGACGGAGCUGCAAAGGGCGGCCCGACGUCACAUUCAACCGUACCGAUGAGGAAUGGGAUGUCAAUUCAGUUCAUAUGUCAGUCAAGGCGAAUAUGAAUAUGUUGGUUUUUUUUCAUAUUUAUUUGGAAAAUACAAAGGUGGCAACGAGUCUUUGUGACUACGAGACUUGCCUGGCACAAGAGGUUGCCCCGUUUGCCACACUCCAGUCCGGUAGGUGGCGGUAAUCGUCAUCAAGAAAGGACUUGAAGCCCUCAACUUCCGGGUGGGAGUUGACAGCUGACUGAUCGCCGUCGUCCGUCCAUGUUGGCGCUGUGACGAGCUGCGUCCCGCCGCGGUGGUCCACCCUCGCCGGUUCUCUGGGUCCUCCUCCUCCUCCUCCUCAUGGCGUCCAGACGACCGGACAGCUUCGACGGGCUCGCGUACCGCGGCGGCCGGGACGAGCCUCCUCACUACCCGCUGCGGAGCGGCCCCGCGGAGCCGCCGCAGCACCUCCACUGGGUCACCACGCCGCCGGACAUCCCCGGCAGCCGCAACCUGCACUCCGGGGAGCGGACGCCGCUCUACGACGAGCCGCCCGGAGCGCCCGGCGGGGCCGCAGGGGAGCGCGACUGGGACGCGACGGCGCAAGCCGGCGGCCCGCCGCCUCCGCCUGAGCAGCUGAACCGCCUCACGGGUUUCGGGAUCGGACUCGUCAGUCUUUUUGCAGAGAACGUGCUGACUCAUCCCUGCGUGGUCUUCCGCCGCCAGUGUCAGGUCAACUACCACGCGCGAUGCGACCACCUGACGCCGUUCAGCGCCCUCGCCGUCAUGUACGCCAUCAGCAAGGCUCAGGGCCCGCGGGCGCUGUGGAAGGGGAUGGGCAGCACCUUCAUCGUGCACGGCGUCACGCUGGGAGCUGAGGGCAUCAUCAGCGAGUUCACGCCGUUGCCACGGGAGAUUCCUCACCGCUGGAGCGCCAAACAGUUGGCCGGGCACUUCCUGCUCAAAGGUUUGACGGCGGCGGCGGCGCUUCCUUUCUACUGCUCCAGCCUCAUCGAGACUGUGCAGAGCGAAAUCGCGCGCGACGAGUCGUCUUCGGGGCUGCUGGAUUGCGUUCGCGAAGGCCUGGCCCGCCUGCUGGGCGUGGGCGCCCCUCACAGCCGCCGCCUGCUCCCUCUCGGCAGCCUGCUGCUGCCCGCCGCGUGCCACGCCGUCCUCCGCUACGCCGUGGCCGCCGCCGUGCAGCGCGCGGCGCUGUGGCUGCACCGGCGCGCCGAGAAGCGACGCCGCGGCCCGGCGGCGGACCCGCUGGAGGCCCACUUCCCCGAGCUGGCGGCGGCCUGGUUAGGCUCGCUGGCGGCGGACGCGCUGGCGUACCCGCUGGAGACGACGCUGCACCGCCUCAGCCUGCAGGGCACGCGCACCAUCAUCGACGCGACGGACGGCGCGGCGCCGGCGACCGGCGCGGGGAACGGCGGGAGCCCGCUGGUGCUGCCCGUCAACACGCAGUACGACGGCCUGGCCGACUGCGUCCACGCCAUCCGCCGCAAGGAGGGCUGGGCCGGCUUUUACCGCGGCUUCGGGGCGCUGGCGGCCCAGUUCGCGCUGCACGGCGCCUUGCUGGCUGCCGCCAGGACGCUUCUGAGGCUGCUGCUGCUGGAGGGCAAGGUCAGCUAGGUGUCGCCGUGGAAACAAGAAGAUCUUAAUAUUCUGCUCUGUUUAAAACCACUGCAUUGAUUUUGCUACUUAUUGGUCUAGAGCUAGAAGGUGGAUCGAUCCAUCACUGGUGCCGCACGUUUAUAGGUGUACGUUUGUGUAAAUGGAACAUUUUUGUUUGAUUGUAUAAACUACUGACAACGUAGCUCUCAGAUACAAAUGUCAGUUCGACCCCAAAAACAUUUUGGUCUCUUAAUUUUUCCAGGGUUGUAUGUUAGUUGUAAAUAGGCGGCUGAUCUCACGAGCGAAGGUUACGGCGCUUCCUUCGCUUAGUUUAGCACAAAGACGUCACGAUGACAUCACUUCCUGUCUCGUGUGUGCGCACGCAUGAAGCCAAUAAGCUGUUUGUUUGUAUAAAGUUGUCAUCCACCAAAGUGUAAAACAACAAAGAAUAAAUUAUUGUGGUCCAAAGGAUUUUUUUUGGUCAAACAUUAAAAUUGAAAUGAAAUUA
Molecule: messenger RNA, 2209 nt
Organism: Phycodurus eques (leafy seadragon)
Lineage: Eukaryota; Metazoa; Chordata; Actinopteri; Syngnathiformes; Syngnathidae
Gene: slc25a46
Product: solute carrier family 25 member 46
Biological process (GO): mitochondrial fission; mitochondrial membrane fission; axon development
Cellular component (GO): mitochondrial outer membrane
Source: RefSeq, a predicted model, not a curated record